Dermatophagoides farinae (American house dust mite) is the source of this 5578-nucleotide messenger RNA. The record is from RefSeq and is a predicted model, not a curated record. Lineage: Eukaryota; Metazoa; Arthropoda; Arachnida; Sarcoptiformes; Pyroglyphidae.
AAAAAAAAAUCGAUGUUGUUGCGCGCAAACACACAGAGAGAGAGAAAAAAAAAAAUAUGAAAAAUUUUUGUCGAUAAAUUUUCCACUUUCCACUUUUCAUCAUCAUCAAAAAAAAAAUUUAGUUUUUUUUUCUACUCAGUGCCAAGCAAAAGCAACAACCAUUAUUGAAGCAUUGACCAUCAUCAAAGGUCAUCAUAUCAUCACCCAAAAUGUUGUUGAGAGUCAAACAUUUGAAUUGAAAAACAAAAAUCGAAUGUGGAAUGUGUCGAAGUUCAAAUCUCUUGUGUGUAUGUGUGUGUGUGUUGUAAAUAGCCGCCAUAUAGUCGUAAUAGUCUCGUUUGUUUCAUCACCAACAAACAACACCCAUAUAUAAUCAUCGAAUAAAAGCCAAAAUUGACCGACGAUCAAAUAAAUGGUUAGCGCUUAUCAUCAUCAUCAUCAUGAUGAUUAUGGGUCUUUGAGGUGGUGGUGGUUAUAGUUGUUUUAUUCGAUUUGUCUGUAUCUCUCUACAUGUCUUGAAAACAAGGUGAUGAAUGGGACCAUGAACCUUCCAAAUAAGAAAAAAACCCUCCCAUCAUUGAAGGACAACAACAAUCGUCGUCGCCACCAGCACCAGCGCCACUACCACUAUCAGUAUUCCAUUUUCGAAAUAAAGAAUUUUUAUUCACAAAAAAAUGAAAAUGAAAAUUGAAAACCUCGAAACUCGUAAGUCGUAAAAUGAAUAAAGAUAACGCAAAACUGAGCCUGUUGUUGCUUUCAUUUUAGGCUUCAACAAGAAAAAAAAAAUGGUUUCGACCUUCUCGUCGUUGUUUAUGGUCAAUCAAUGGUUGAUUCAUUCGUGUGUGUGUGUGUGUGUCUGCGUGUGUUUAGUUGAAUUGAAGCAACAAGUAAACCCGUAAAGAAGAAAACAGAACAGGCCAAUAUUUUGUUGCUGGGCAAGCUUAGCAAGCUUCUACUUUGCCGGGAUAUUUUUUUUUGUUUUGUUUUUGUUUUGUUUCUUUCUUUGGAAUUCAAAGAAGAAAAAAAAUUGUAGUAGUGGUUUUGGUAUGAUAUACAAAUACACAAAUAUCUCAACCAUUCAACCGACCAAUAAUGUGCCCCUAUUUUUUACGAUGAUGAUGAUGAUGAUGAAAAAGGAUCAAUUCAUUGAAAAUUCCAAACACAAGCCACCAGAAGAUUUUCUUCUUUUUUUUUUGAAAAAAAGAAUGUUCUUUCCAUCAGAAUAUCACAAAUCCAUAUGUGUCGGUUAUAUAACAUCAAGCAUUUUGUAAACAAAUCAUCAUCAUCGAAUCAUUUAUUUCGAAUGUGUGUGUGUUUAGAUGGAAAACAAAAAUUUACUAUUUUCUUCGAUUAUUUCCAUCUGUUUUUUUUUUUUGUUGUGUUUCUGUGUUUCUGGUCGAUUUGAAUAUACUGUAUUUGUUUGUUGAUCAUCAUCAUCACCAUCAUCCAAUUUCAACAAAACAGAAAGAUUCGAUCUAUAUACUCCACUUUCAUUUUUCAUUUCUAUGUUGUUUAACAAGCAAGUUCAUCAUCAUGAUUUUGAAGUCGAAAAAUUCCACAAACGUUCAUUUUGUUAAAAUGCCGGCUUUCUUUUGCCAAUGAUUCAAUGGUGUUUGUGUGUGUGUGUGUGUGUAUUACCUACAAGAAAAAGAACUGGCAAAAUCAAUAGAAUCGAAUCGAUGCCAAUUUAUUUUAAUGAACACAAUUUUUUUCUGAUUUGAUUGUGUUUCCAUGGUUCUACGUUGAUGAUGAUGAUGAUCAUUUUCAUUCAUUGAAAUUUAUCGUUUUGUUUUUGUUUUAUUUUGAUUUACUACUACCGAAAAUAAAUAUAUUGUGUGUGUGUCACAUCACACAUAUCAUUGUUAUGUAUGUCAAUCAUUGAAUGUCAAUCAAAUGCAAACAAAACAUAAAUACAAAUCAUGUCUUAUCAUCAUCAUCAUAUGGAUAAUAAUGUCAUCAUCUUGAUGUUUGUUUACAUUUUUAUAUCAACAUUGUCAACUGUAAAAUCAACAACGACGACGACGACGACGACAAGUUUGCAAAAUAAUAAAUUCUUUCUAUUAAAUGACGAUGGUGGCGGUGGUGGUAAAAGACAUCCGCAUCAUCAUGAUGAUCAAAGAUUACAAUUUAUUGUUGAACCAGAAACAAUAUGGGCUGCUUCAGCUGAUGGUCGACGAAUUACAUUCAAAUGUCAAGUAUCACCAUCCGAUGCACAUAUUAGAUGGUUAUUAAAUGGAACAAUACUAACAGAAAAUGAUGGUGAUGAUAAUUUUGAUUGGAUUAAAAUUAGUGAAAAUAAACUAUCAAUCAAAUUACAAAAAUCCAAUAAUAAUGAUUUACCAUCAUCAUCAUCAUCAUCAUCGAUUGAUUCACAACAACAGCAAAGGCAACGAUCACAAAUGAUGAUGAUGAUGACCAAUCUUCAAGGUGCUGUAUUCCAAUGUCUUGCUGAAUGGAAUAACCAGGUUAUUGUUAGCCAACCAGCUAAAUUAAUUAUUGCUGAAUUAAUGCCAUUUGACCAGGAUCAAGAAUCGAUAAUCAAUAUGACAGCUAUUGCUGGUAAUAAUGUCAUUAUACCAUGUAAUCUACCGCAUUCAAUACCGUUAGCUGUAGCGGAAUUUGAAUUUAAUCAUAAUGUAACGAUAACUGCAAAUAAUAUCAGCCAUGAUCGAUAUAGAAUAUUACCAUCCGGACAGCUAUUAAUACAAAAUGUUCGUCCAUUCGAUUCUGGUGUAUAUCGUUGUAUUGCACAUAAUCCAUUUUUACAAGAAAAAAUGUAUGCAAAUCAUUUUGUUCAAUUGAAAGUGAUGAAACCAAAACAUUCACCAAAUGAAUUGAAACCUUUACGGUUUAUGUUACAACCAAAAACACAAAUGACCGUUAUACUUGGAUCGAAUAUAACAUUCGAAUGUGUUGCACAUGGUUAUCCAAUACCGAAAAUUAUAUGGACCAAAAUUGAUGGCAAUGGUGAACUGCCCAAACAACGAACAUUCAUCACCAAUGGUGUGAUGGUCAUUACAACCGUACAAAAACAAGACGAAGGCAUUUAUUCAUGUAGUGCUUCGAAUUCUAAAUCAUCAUUGGAAGCAAAUACUGAAUUAAAAGUAUAUGAAAUGCCUGAAAUCAUCCAAGAUGAAUAUGAAACAAUUGAAAUGGAAUCCGGUCAAAAUUAUGACCUCCAUUGUGAUGCACGUGGUGAACCAAAACCAUUAAUCAGUUGGUUACAUAAUGGUUAUUUUAUUGAUUCACAAAUAACGAAUGAUGUUUUCUUUGAACAAGAUGGUUCACUAUUGAAAAUAAUUGGUGCCAGCCCACAAUUACAUCAAGGGAUUUAUCAAUGUUUUGCUACAAAUGAAUUGGGUACUACUUAUGCCAUUAAAGUGAUUCAAUUCAAAUCAUUGAAUAAUUAUCAUCAUCAUCAUCAUAAUCAACAAGUUUCAAGUACCCAUCAUCAUCAUCGAUUUGUUGAUAGCCAUCUGAAUGAAAAUAAUCCAUCCAUUAAUCCAUCCAUUACGGAUGGUUAUGAACAACCGGAUUUUCUUGAUAAUACAAAUUAUCGACCAAAUGAUAAUGAUGAUGAUGAUAAUGGUCAAGGAGGUCAGGGUGAAGAAUCAAAAAAUAAAGAUUUGAAAUUAAUACCACCAUCAAGACCGGAAAUAUCAAAAUUAAAUGAUGAUUCUGUUAUGGUUAGAUGGCAUGUACCGAAAUCAACUGGAUUACCGAUACAAUUUUUUAAAGUUCAAUACAAAGAAUUGGGACAUGGUGAUUGGAACACAGUGGACAUUGAUAUACCGGCACAUAUUUUUUCAUAUCCAGUUUGUUGUUUGAAUCCAAAUUCAACAUAUCGAUUUCGUAUAGCAGCCGUAUAUUCAAAUGAUGAUAAUAAAAAUGGUAAAAGUUCCAAUAAAUUUGUAUUUCAAAAAGAUCCCCAAAUGAAACGUCCGACGAUGCCACCAACAAUAUUGAAUGCAACAUCAAUAUCGCCGGAAGAAAUCGUGGUUCAAUGGGAACAUUUGAAUAUUGAUCAACAGCCUGUGGAUGGUUUUUUCAUCAAUUAUCGUGCUACUGAUUCUGCUGGCCAAUAUCUAAUGGUCACUUCUGUAGGUGCCACAAGCCGUAGUCAAAAUAUACCGCAUUUAAAACCAAAUACAGCUUAUGAAAUUAAAAUGCAAUGUUUCAACGAUGCUGGUACUUCGGAUUUUUCCAAUAUUUAUACAGUGAAGACAAUAGCAUCAUCAUCGUUGACAAAAGAUUCGAAAGAUGAAAUUUUGAAUGAACGGCCAAGAUUACUACCACCAUCUACCAAUGGAAUUGAUGAUAAUAACAAAACCAAUGAUGAUGAUUAUGGUGAUUUUGUUUUCGGUAUAAAAAUGAUGAAACCUAAAUGGCUAACACGUGAUCAAUAUUGGCUUGCCAUCGUUAUCAUUAUCAUUACCAUGGCAUUAUUCAUUAUUUCCUGUUCAAUAAUUUGUUGUUUACGACAAAAAUCAUCUAAAAAUUCUGGUGCUACUAAUACUGCAUGCAAUACAACGACAACAAUGGAUGGAACCAAAUUGAAAUUGGAAAAUAAUUCCAAUCACAAUCAUCAUCCUCAUCAUAAUUAUUUUACUGCCAUCAAUGGUUUAUUGCAAGAACAAAAUCGACGUCUUUCAGCAACCAAACCAUCAUCAGUUUCUGUUAUAGCAAAUGGCCACAAUCACCAUAAUAGUACGGCAUCUGGUUUAUUGAUGUUAAAAUCUGUUGGUAAUGGUUCACAGCAUAAUAUAAACAAUAAUAAUAAAAAUCAUCAUCAUCAUCAUCAAUCAACAGAUGAUGAUGAAACGACAACAGAUUCUGCUUGUUCAAUAAUGAAUCGACGAAAUUCAUUUCGUAAUUCUACGGCCUUAAGUUAUUCAUCAAAUCAUUUGCUGUAUAAUAAUUCAAAUGAUCAAAAACAUGUGGAUAACAAAAAUCAUCAUCAUACUGAACAGCAGCAACAGAAUAACCACCAAACAGCUACAAUUGAUCGUAAAAGGCCAUUGAAAAAUUCGAUACCCGGAUCAUAUUUAUUAGAGCCAUCGAUACCACCGUCAUCAUCACCAUCGACAUUAUCAUCAUCGAAUAAUAAUCAUAAUAAUGAUAAUGGUGGUGUCAUCACACGAAAUCAACAUCAUCAUCAUCAUAGUAGUUUUACACGUUUAAAUGGUACAUUAGAAAGAAAACGUCGAAGUCGUCAUGAUUUAACUACAGCCAUAUUAAUGAAUGGUAAUGGUAAUGGUGUGGGACAAUUUUAUAAUAGCCGAACAAAUAUAUCAUCGAAUGGUGGUGGUUCAACAAUCGAUAUGUACAAUUCAAGUCAUCAUCAUCGCCAACAGCAGCAGCAGCAACAACAACAACAACAGUAUUCGAAUGGAAAUAAUUCCAGCUAUUUUCAUUCAAAUGGUGGUGGAAAUAAUUUUGUGAUAAUGCAAAGUUCAUGCUGAAAAAAAGACAUAACAUCAGCCAUCGAUGGACAAAUAGUUGUGUUUGAUUUCAUUUUUUUUUCAAAUUCUUCAAUAAUAUUCUGCCAUUUCUUUCUUUCAUUUCUCUGUUUUUUUUU